This is a messenger RNA of Schistosoma mattheei, 2837 nucleotides long. The record is from the annotation of a GenBank genome assembly. NCBI's taxonomy places the organism in Eukaryota, Metazoa, Platyhelminthes, Trematoda, Strigeidida, Schistosomatidae.
CAAUGACUAGUCAAGCUGGUAUUGAAACAGUUCAGUUGUCGGAUUAUCUCAAAAAUCUUGAAAAUGCAUGUGAAACACCAAUUUUCGGUUAUACCCAUCAAAGUUUGGAAGAUGAAAUGGCUAGACAACAGACAAUUGAAGGAUCGUCAAAAUGGAUAAAAGAAAGUGUAACUAGCUCGAAUCAUGAUAUUUUGAAUCAAAUCAGCUAUAUAACAGAACGAGUUGAAACGAAUAAAGAUUGUUUACAUUAUUUAGCUGGAAUUACAAGUAUGGAAGAUAUUUAUUCUGAUGUUGCAGCAUUCAAUGCUAAACGUGCAUUAAGACUUAUUAUGGAAAAUCUUGAUAAUAAAUUUUGGAGAAGAAAAUUAUCUGGACCUAUUAAUCGAUGCUGGCAAAAUCUUGGUCGAUAUUCAGAAUUAGCAACUAUACAUCUUAAAAAUGCUGCCGAUUUUCAUCAGUUUUAUUACGAUGCCAGACAUUUAGAAACUAAACUUUAUGACAGACAUAAGAAAUUUCUAUAUAAUCGUGGUCGAUUUGCUGAAAUGAAUCAUGAAUAUUAUACAAAUUCAUCAAAAGAACUAAGAGAUUGGUUAAGAAGUCAGUUUGAUCAUUUAAACUAUGUGGUCAAUCGUUCAAAACAAUUAAUUGAACAAUCUAAAUCACUUGUGCCUAUUUAUCUACGAACUAAUCGUAUUAAAUCCCCUGUAAAUGGUGUAAUGUUAUGCGAUUAUGAAACACCUAAAUUUAAACUAACCGCUGGUGAACGAAUUGUUAUAAUCGACAAUAUGGCUGGUGGUGUAGAAAAUAAACAGAAAUUCCUACUAAGAACAGGUACUAAUCAAGAGGAAGAUAUAACAUCUGAAGCAUCACACAAUAUGACAUCUGAUACAUUGGAUAUUUGUGAAACAGACAGUGACAGUCAUUCAAGAACUGAAGAAAUAGACGAUCGUUCAACUGACAGUAACUCUUAUUUACGAUAUCCAAAACCUAGAAUUACAACAAUGCCUUAUUGGAAUUUCGGUCGUGGUCAAACCAGUGGUUCUGAAAUCACAAGUAGUGAUCAAACGAGUAGUACUUUUACAGAAAAUGUCAGUCCGUUGGGACAAUCAUCGUCAAAGCUUCAUUGGCAUAUUAGAAGUAUUGAUGGGAAAGUCGAAGCAUUAGUACCAUCUGUAUGUGUAUGGAUUCCGUCACCUGAUAUGGAAGCUCAAGAGAAGGCAAUAAAACUGUAUAAAGUUAUAUUGGACAGUUGGAAUUACAUAAUAGAUGAACAAUUAAAAAUUUGUCUUCAAUUUUUCACUAUCUUAUUACAACGGUUUAUUGAAAGCGAUGGUUUAACUACAGAUGAUGAUGAAGCAUUUAAACGAUUUCUAAAUAACUUAGAAUUCUUACGACUUAUUGAUGCUACACGUGAACAUUGGAAUAAAACAAAAACAUUUGGAACACGUACGUCAGAUAGCAUUCAUCUACGUCGAACAGAAAUUGCAAUAUUUCAAAGUUUGCUGGAUUGGAAUAAAGCUCAUAUGAGAACUAUAAAACAAUAUGAACAAGAAAACAUUAUACCACUUGAUUUAUCACAAAAACUCAAUGAUCUUCAAGAGCAAAGUUUUCAUAUGAUGGAAACUGUGACACUUGUCAAUGAUUUAGCUCAGAAGGAUAAGAAAAAAUUAGAUAGUUUAUUAAAUCAAUUAAGAAUAUGGAAUAAACAAACAAAAGACAAAAAUCAAUUUAAUAUUUAUUCAUUAUCAUCAAGUUCUGAUGAUGAAUGGCUGUCAAGUUCAGGUUCAGAGUAUAUAAAUUCAGAAAGUACUUAUGAAUCGGUUGAUGAAACAGAAACAUCAUAUAUCGUUCAUUCGAAACAAAUUAAACAACCACGUUUUACAAGUAGUUUAAAAUUUCCACAUAAAACGUUUAUACUGCCAGCUAUAUUCACAUAUGAUGAAGAAAUGGUGUGUAGUUGUACUACGAGUGAAGAAAUUCAAAGUAUUGGUACAGGUAGUUCUUGUACAACCGACGAUGAAAUUGAGGAUUAUCAAAAAUACCAUUUAAAACAAGAUUUUCGUACAAAAUCGGAGGACGAUUUCUUGAAAGAAAAUAAAAAUUUCAGUAGAAAAUACAUCGAUACAAAAGAUGGUGGGCGCUAUUCAGUUGUCUAUAUCGAAGUAGCGCCAACUGAAGAAACUAAUAUACUUGAUUCCAUUGAUCAAGAAAAUUUGAAACCGUCAACAAUUUCAAAAUCUACGCAAUCAGAAGAUCCUUUGAAAAAAACAAAAUUUACGCGGAGAACAUGGAUAGAAAAGCAGCAUGUUGAAGAAGCAAAGAGUUUGACUAAAAUUGAAGAGUCAGCUAGAAUAAUUCAUACAAGGCCUAGCAAAGUUCAAAUCACAGAUAUAGGUAUAGAAGCACGUCCAACCUUCAGAAGCAUUGAAUGCUGUACUAGAGAUCUUAUAACCACAACUUCACAAUCAAUAACAGAAUUACGAAAACAACCACGUCAAAUUACCAAACAAAGAGAGAAUGUUCAAACACAAACAGAAAAGCACUCUGAAGAUUUCAUCUACGCAGUUAGGCAGUACGCACAUGUAAAAGAGAUAACAGAAGCUCAAUUCAAUCAGCUCAUUCAACAAGAAGUAGAAAAGUUGAAAUCUAAAGGCAGAGGCGACAGAGCUUGUCAAACUUAUGAAAUAAUGAAAAGCCCUGUGGGAAUAUAUGAAAUUACAUCUGAUGAUCAUAAACCACAUGAAAAAGUUCCAGAAAGUCCACGAUUAAAAGGUGAAUUUGGUUGUCAGUAUCAACAACAAAUAAGACUUCUUGACAAACAGGAGCAUACCUUAUAG